Didymella exigua CBS 183.55 is the source of this 2993-nucleotide messenger RNA. Its product is annotated as 26S proteasome regulatory complex, non-ATPase subcomplex, Rpn1 subunit. NCBI's taxonomy places the organism in Eukaryota, Fungi, Ascomycota, Dothideomycetes, Pleosporales, Didymellaceae. The transcript is spliced from 6 exons. The record is from RefSeq and is a predicted model, not a curated record. Bases 115 to 2808 code for a protein of 897 amino acids. Gene Ontology annotation, biological process: proteasome-mediated ubiquitin-dependent protein catabolic process; regulation of protein catabolic process. Gene Ontology annotation, cellular component: proteasome complex; nucleus; proteasome regulatory particle, base subcomplex. Gene Ontology annotation, molecular function: enzyme regulator activity.
CCUUGCUCUAGAACACCGCCUGGACGGAUUAUACCGCGACCGCUCCUUCCUGAACCGCAGUACACGUAUUCCAUACACUUCGCCGCCUGCACUAGCUGCCGUUUCAUAAUCAUCAUGGCGAGGGACGACGAGAAGAAGCCCACGGCCGCCGAGAAGGGCAAGGGCAAGGCAGCCAACGGUGAUGCAGAGAAGAAGAAGGAGGACACAAAGGCAGAUGGCAAGGACAAGAAAGUCGAGACAACCGGCGAGGAGCUCAGCGAGGAAGACCAGCAGCUGAAGAGCGAACUGGACAUGUUGGUAGAGCGGAUACUGGAGUCCGACACCAGCCUCUACAAGCCUGCCCUCGAUCAGAUCAAGGAGUUUAUCAAGACAUCGACGAGCUCCAUGACAGCAGUGCCUAAGCCGCUCAAGUUCCUGCGACCCCACUACGAGAGCCUCGAGAAGCAGUAUGCAUCAUGGCCCGAGGGCGAGAACAAGCAAUCGUUUGCCGAUAUGCUUUCAGUCCUCGGAAUGACGUACUCGGACGAAGAGCGCCUCGACUGCUUGAAGUACCGCCUGCAAGCGCCAUCCACAGAUCUCGGCUCCUGGGGCCACGAGUACAUGCGCCACCUCGCGCUCGAGAUUGGCAGAGAGUUUCAGAAUCGCCUGAACGACGACAAACCGACAGACGAUGUUACCGACCUCGGCGGAGGCCUGGUCCCCUUCUUCCUGAAGCACAACGCUGAGGCUGAUGCGGUGGACAUGCUCUCUGAGCUGGAGAUGAUCGACCAGGUCGAGCAGCACAUUGACGAGAACACAUACGCGCGAGUCUGCUUGUACAUGGUUGGUAUCGUCCCCCUGCUCACAUACCCCGACAAUGACAAGUUCCUCCGCACCGCAUACCAGAUCUACCGCAAAUACAACCAGUUCACACAGGCUGUGGCUUUGGCGAUACGCCUGAAUGACAGGGACCUGAUCGAGGAGGCAUUCAACUCGACGAAGGACAAGUCUAUCCGCAGACAGAUGGCAUUCCUCAUUGCGCGACAGCGCAUCUGGUUUGAUGUGUCAGAUGACGAUGAUGCGGAGCUUCAGGAGUGCUUGAACAACUCCAGGUUACCAGACCAUUUCAAGGCGCUGGGCAAGGAGCUCAACAUCCUCGACCCCAAGACUCCGGACGACAUCUACAAGACACAUCUUGAGAGCAGCCGGACAGCGGGCCUGACCAACACCGACUCGGCGAGACACAACCUUGCAUCGGCAUUCGUGAACGCAUUCGUCAACACCGGUUACGGGAACGACAAACUCAUGCUCAACUCGGAUAGCAAGAGCAGCUGGGUCUGGAAGACAAAGGAGGAGGGCAUGCUCUCAACAACAGCGUCUCUGGGGAUGUUGAUGCUCUGGGACGUUGAGACUGGUUUGGAUAAGAUCGACCCGUAUACAAACGUCGACGACGAUAUGGUCAAGGCUGGUGCUAUGCUCGCCACCGGUAUCUUCAACUCGGGUGUGCGCAUGGACUCUGACCCCGCGCUUGCUCUGUUGGGUGAUGAGGACAAUCUGGCGCACAAGAACAAGAACAUCCGUCUUGCCUCAAUUAUGGGUCUCGGUCUUGCAUACGCAGGCUCGAACAAGGAGGAGCUCCUCGAGCUUCUUCUACCUAUUGUCAGCGACACAAGCCUAGAUAUGCAGCUCUCGGCGAUGGCAGCAUUGUCGCUUGGUCUAAUCUUCGUCGGUUCUGCAAAUGGCGAGGUCACAGAUGCGUUGAUGAACACACUCCUGGACGAGGACCGAUCGAGCCAGCUCAAGGACAGGUGGACGCGAUUCAUGUCUUUGGGCCUUGCGCUUCUCUUCUUCGGUCAGCAAGAGGAAGUCGAUGUCAUCCUGGAGACCCUGAAGGCGCUCGACCACCCUAUGGCAAAGUCAGCCUCCGUUUUGACCGAGGUCUGCGCGUGGGCGGGUACCGGUGCAGUCCUGAAGAUCCAACAGUUACUUCACAUUUGCAACGAGCACAUCGAGGACGACAGCGAAGAAAAGAAGGGCGAUGAGCUGCUCCAGUCGUAUGCCGUCAUCGGUCUGUCUCUGGUGGCAAUGGGAGAGGACGUUGGCCAGGAGAUGAUCCUCCGCACAUUGGGCCACUUGAUGCACUACGGCGAGGCCAACAUCCGCAAGGCUGUACCUCUUGCUCUAGGUCUCAUCAGCCCUAGCAAUCCUCAGAUGAAGAUCUACGACACACUAUCACGAUACUCCCACGACAACGACAACGAUGUCGCAAUCAACGCCAUCUUCGCCAUGGGUCUUUGCGGUGCUGGUACCAACAACGCUCGUCUUGCACAGCUUCUGCGACAACUGGCGAGCUACUACCAUCGCGACCCCAACGCACUAUUCAUGGUCCGCAUUGCGCAAGGUCUCCUGCACAUGGGCAAGGGCACACUCUCGGCCAAUCCCUUCCACACUGACCGCCAGGUGUUGUCGCGUGUCGCAGCCUCAGGUCUGCUGACUGUCCUUGUCUCGCUCAUCGAUGCCAAGUCGUUCAUCGUCGGCGACUCGCAUUUCCUCCUCUACUACCUCGCGACAGCCAUCUCGCCACGUUUCCUCAUCACACUCGACGAAGAGCUCAAGCCGCUCACAGUCAACGUACGUGUUGGUCAGGCCGUCGAUAUCGUUGGGCAAGCUGGCCGACCGAAGACCAUCACUGGCUGGCAGACACAGAGCACUCCUGUGUUGCUGGCUCACGGUGAGAGGGCAGAGCUGGAGGACGAGAAGUACCUCGCUCUGACGAACGUGUUGGAGGGUGUGGUCAUCUUGCGAAAGAACCCCGAGUGGGAAGAGUAAGCGGAGAUCAGCGAGGAGGCAUCGUGGUAAUCAACAGCCGGCAUGAUAGGAUCUGCAUCAGCUUUUGGGCAUACUGAUAGACUACGGACACUGCCUGAUCUCGGCUUCGCAAGGUGGAGGUCGGAGGUACACCGCUGUACGUAUAGAUAUGCAGGCGACGACUUGAAAUGAAAGCAUUUAUACAA